Molecule: messenger RNA, 1600 nt
Organism: Seminavis robusta
Lineage: Eukaryota; Bacillariophyta; Bacillariophyceae; Naviculales; Naviculaceae
Source: the annotation of a GenBank genome assembly
UCAUACCGGUAGCAAGCAACCACGUAAGCGAAAGGUCUUCUUUCAUCUGUUCAAUUGCGGUGACCAACCAACAAACCACAACAAUGGCCUCAGCAGCCGCAGCAGCAAUCCUACCCAUAACAGAGACUGCAGCCACCAGGAUGACAGCAGGAGCAGCAGGCAAAAUCGUGCGAUGGACCAAGAACUCUUUGGCGAGGAAUAAACAAGCCAUGAUAGACCCGAGCAAUUUUUCUCGAGUUUUGGCCCCUCCAGUUUUGGAUCUUGCCAGAGAUGUAUCGUUACGAUUGCAGGAUCAACGAUCUCAAGUAGAAAAGCUACAAGAUUACGUGACAAAGAGUUUAGAGGGUGGCAGUCUGGGAAGCGUUUCUCAGGAAAAUAUAGAUCCCAAUGUCGGAACUCCAACAGCGGAAAAGAACAAGAAAGUCAUUGCCACUUCGUCGCAACCGUACUGGUGGAAUCAGUUGCAAAAGGAAGAGAAGACAAUGAUGACAAGCGAAGAACGGCAAAAGCGUCGACAGGCACUGGAAAAGGCACGUCAAAAUUUGCACAAUCUCAACAAGUUGCAUGAGAACACACAGGAAAUCGCCGAAACGUUUUGGGCCCACUUGGAAACCAACAAGAUGGAAAACCCCGUAUUGGAUAAGCGAGAACAAAAAUGGCUCAAGGCAACCUUUCGGCAGAUUCGAGAUCGGCAUGCCUUGACUGUGGAGGAUCUGGCCGAGUUUGCCAUUACGACAAGACCCUACUGGGAUCCGGCUUUGCCCUUGGAUGACACUGUCAUGGACUUUUUACGAGGCCGAAUGGGGGUCCAGCUAUUGUGCGAACACGCGUUGUCACCAAAAGGAAUGAUUUAUAAGGAUUGCCACUUGUUGUCGGUACUGGAAGACGCCACCAACGAGGCCCAACUGCUGUGUGAAUCGCACUAUUCCCAUCUCGUGACGGCAGCUCCGGAAGUGGUUAUUGUCACUCAAACCAUAGACAGAAGUGACGAGUUUACCAUUGUCCAACCGUGGAUCCAUUAUGUUCUGGUGGAACUUUUGAAGAAUGCCAUGGCCGUUUCAAUGGAACGAAUGACAAAAGAAAUGGAAGCAUCGAGCUGCAGCAAUGUUUUGCCUCCCACCAUUUUCAUCGCGAUUGAUGAUCAUCACGACGAAGAAGACAAGUCCUAUUUGUCCAUUGAUGUUCUGGAUCAAGGAGGCGGCUUCAAAAACCCCGACCUGGCCCAGAAUACCGACAUUUUGUUUGAUUUCGUCCGUACCAAGAAAACCAUGUGGGAUCGUCUCGAUGAUCAGCAGACCUACGCUGAGACUAGAUCGCCCAUGCAGGGUUUGGGAGUGGGAUUGUGCCUCUCGCGCUUGAUGAUGCAACACUUUGGUGGCACGGUGGAAUUGGCGUCCCACCCACCCCUGUCGCUGCGAAAGAAGCAGUCGCUCAUUGGGGAUUCUUCCGUGGUGGACUCUUUGGAGGCUGGAUGUAUUGCCUCCAUCAAACUGCUCAAGGAUCUUGAUCACAAAGAACCGUUGUAUGCAUCUGAUGAUGAUGAGUGAUUGCGAAUCGGAGAAGUGAAGAAAACAAAUAAAUAAUAGAGUUUGAAUUUUGC